AUGCUUCGUCGACUUGAUACGCAAGCAGAAGACGCGCCUCUCGCCAUCGAAGAUCUCGUUGCAGAAUGCGAAAAUAUACAGCAUAGGUGGAUAAUGCAAACACGGAAGCAAGCCAUGAUGUGCAUGCCGUGCAGUAAAAGAAGGUCAAUUGCUUCAAAUGUGGAGGACCCCAUUACAAAACCUUCUGUCCCCUUCUCAUGAAGCAGUCUUCGAAGGAUGCACCACCGUCACAAGAGGAAUAAAUGCAAAAAUGUUGCUGCAUUCUCCGCUGAGCACGCUAGGACACAUAUCAACGUCGAUGUCCGAGGACACAAACUACGUUUUCAACUGGACACUGGAGCAGAUAUAACGUUGAUAUCGCGUCACACAUGGAGAAGGCUAAACCUUCCUCCUUUAGAACCUUACACUACGCCAGUCAAGACGGCAGAUGGAUCGUCAAUGAAAAUAAUCGGAAGAUUUCAUACCGAAUUCCCUGUAAAAGGCCGAAUCAGUGGUAAACAGCAUCACGGAAAUGGCUACUGUUACGUUACUGAGAGCACAAACCUACUUGGUUUAGAGUGGUGCACUCAACUUCCUGCAUAUAAAGAGUUGCAGGAGAAGUAUCGCUGCCGUAUGGUGAAGGAACCAGAAGCUACCAGGAAUUCCUUAGUUGCAGAUCUGAUGAAGCAGUGCGCAGAGGUCCUCGAGAUGUCGUCGACCACAAUAAAGGCAACUCUGAGAGAGCUCAAAAUGCUAUUCGCGCGGUUCGAGAAUUUAGAUGUGAUUGUGUCAGGCAAUAGAGCACAGUUCACAUCAGAAAUUUUCCAAGAGUCUUGUGACAAGCAAGGUAUAAAGCAUUUUGGUCCAUUGCCCCUCCAAGGACAAGCAGAGCGUUACGCCAGUACUGUGAAGAGAUCCUCACCCAAACCAAAGGAAAGAGACAAGCCAGACCUCCUUGCAGAGUUUCUGUAUUGCUAUCGAAGGACGCCGUGUACCACGACUCCCAAGCAACUUUCGCAAGCCGAAUUAUUGACGCUGCUGAAGGGAAAGGGAUCACACAAGACAGUGGUGGAAAGACAGUUUAAUCCUCACCACGGAGCACGUGAAAGAUCGUACCAUAUUGAACAUCCUGUCUGUAUUCGGAACUAUCGUCCUGGACAGCAGAAGUGGAUUCCUGCCCACUGCCCACGUGAAAAACCGUUAUGGACGAGUAUUGUACGACGUUUUAACGGAAGACGUACAAUUGUGGAGAAGACACACAAAUCAAGUGUGAACCAGAUCAUAACCAAGUGCCACCGAUCGAACAACGAAAACGGCUGGUGA
Haemonchus placei is the source of this 1302-nucleotide messenger RNA. The record is from the annotation of a GenBank genome assembly. NCBI's taxonomy places the organism in Eukaryota, Metazoa, Nematoda, Chromadorea, Rhabditida, Trichostrongylidae.